AUUGGGAAGCCGCGUUUGGCCAAAACUUUUAGUGUGUUUAUUAGUUUUUAUUUCCUUAUAACUACAUCAAAAUGAACUAAGUUAACUGUAUUGGUGCAUAGAAAAUACUAAAGAAACAUCAUGGUUGCAAUAGACUGGAAUAGAGUGCUUGGAACCGAUGUAGUCAACCUUGUGCAGAACGAGGAAGAAGUCGACAGUCUUGUCAACAUUCUGGAUGGGGCCACCAUUGAUGAAAGUGAAGUAACUGAUCCUUCUAAGAUGGUGAAAUUAUUUGAAGUAACACAGGCAUGUAUGAGAUACAAGAGGAGCCAAGUGGAGGCAAUGGAAGAAGAAUUAGAAAUAUCUGUGAAAAAAGAGCAAGACUUCCUUGAUGAGGUUGAUAUAUUGCAAAGGGAGCUUGACCAAUACAGAAAACAUGCUGGUUCAGGAGGAGACGACUUCAUGAGAGAAAUUCAAAGUCUGUCCAAUAAGAAUAGGAUGCUUGAGCAGGACAUCACUGAUAAAGAUCAAGCAUUAUUUCAAGAGAAGAAUAAAGUUGAUAAGCUUAGUACCAAGAUAGAGGAAAUGGAGAGAGAGAACAGAAGCUUGAAGAGAGAGGUUGAGAGAUCCAGAAUGGAUAGUAGAGAUCUGCAGAGACAGAUUGAACAACAGAGAGAAUCCUUAGCACUGCGCAGGGAAGGAGACGCUAUGAAGUCAACAAUGGCAAAGAAGAAUAAGGAAUUGUCAGAAUACUUGGAUGAGAUCAAGAUGUUACAAGAAGAAAACGAGACUCUAAAUGAUCAACUCACAGAUGUCAGGAAAGAACUUGAAGAAUCUACAAUGGAGAUGAACAAAAUGACUGAUGAAUACACAAAAUUGAAGACUGUCCUCCAGCAAUCUGAUCUUAUCCUUGAAGACAUGAGAAGGGAAAGAGAUGCGCUAAGAGCACAGAUUCAAGACCUCAGGAUCCAAUUUUCUUCAAAAUCUGAUGCUGAUGAUCAGAUAAUGAUGGCAGUCAAUCUCAAAGUAGAAGAAUGGAAGAAUGUGCUGGCUACAAAAGAUGCAGAAAUAAACCAGUAUAAAGUUAUGAUUGCAGACCUAAAGCAGAGAAUAACAGGUCUUGAAAUGGAUUCCGACAAGUCUUCAUUGGUCAUGUUGCAGCAGGCUUUGAUGGAGAAAGAAGAACAAAUACAAAUGUUGAAAAAGGAAGUUGAAAAGGCAACGGCUGACAUGAAGGGCGUAGUAGACCAAGUUGAAGAAGUCAAAGCKCAGUCAGAAAAAGGUGUGCCAUCUGCCUUCCAACAAAAGAAAAUAGCAGAACUUGGCUCUACUCUAAGAAGAGAACAGCAUUUAGCUGGGCAGGAGAGGGAAAGAAUGUUGAAGGCUGAAGAGGCAGCCAGACAAAAAGACAAGCAGUUGAAUGAUCUGAUGGCAAGAAUGAUGCAGUAUGAGAAGGGAGAGUAUGGACUAAGUGAUGCAGUACAAGAAAUCAAAGAACACAAGGCUCAGAUCCGUAUUCGUGACCAAAAUGUUGAGUAUCUAACUGGUCAAGUCAAUAAACUCAGCCUCGCACUGAAUGAUUUGGAGAUGGAGAAUGAAGAGUUUAGAGAAAGACUUGGACUUGAUCCAAAAGAUAAACUUGACAUUGAAGAAAUCAAGCACAAGAAGAAAGUUAAAGCUGAGCAGGCAGCAGCUAUGAAUAGAGUUUUAGUGAAAGAGAUUGAACGUCUUGAAGAUGAGCGUUUGAAGUUAAAGAAACAGCUUAGAAAGCAAGCCAUGCAUAGAGGAGCAAGGUAA
Exaiptasia diaphana is the source of this 1776-nucleotide messenger RNA. RefSeq names its product centrosomal protein of 290 kDa. The record is from RefSeq and is a predicted model, not a curated record. Lineage: Eukaryota; Metazoa; Cnidaria; Anthozoa; Actiniaria; Aiptasiidae. Bases 121 to 1776 code for a protein of 551 amino acids. The transcript is spliced from 20 exons.